Messenger RNA from Pezoporus occidentalis (night parrot), 1088 nucleotides. RefSeq names its product zona pellucida sperm-binding protein 4-like. The record is from RefSeq and is a predicted model, not a curated record. Gene Ontology annotation, molecular function: acrosin binding; structural constituent of egg coat. NCBI's taxonomy places the organism in Eukaryota, Metazoa, Chordata, Aves, Psittaciformes, Psittacidae. Gene Ontology annotation, cellular component: egg coat. Gene Ontology annotation, biological process: prevention of polyspermy; binding of sperm to zona pellucida.
AUAGCUACAAACUCCUGCUGUUUCUUCCAGCCCUGGAUGCUCCAAGCAGCAGUGUCUGCUCUGCUGUACUCAGCCAAGACCGACUGCUGUGUGCCUCCUUGCCUGUCAGCCAAGGAGACUGUGAAGUGCGAGGCUGCUGCUAUGACCCUAGGGAUAGGGUGAUGCCUUGUUACUUUGGUAACACAGUGACAGCUCAUUGCACACCAGAUGGCCAUUUUUCCAUUGCUGUCUCUCGGGAUGCGACCCUGCCACCUGUUAUCCUGAACUCUGUGCAACUGGCCAGUGGACACAGUACUGGCUGUGUGCCUGUUGUGAAAAACAAUGCAUUUGUUGUGUACCACUUCCCGCUCCCUGCCUGUGGCACCACUUUUCAGGUGACUGGAGACCAGGUCAUAUAUGAGAAUGUGUUGGUGGCAUCCAGGGAUGUGAAGACCGGGAGGCUUGGCUCUGUCACUAGGGAUAGCACUUUCAGGUUACAUGUCCGCUGUAGUUACUCCACCACUGGGAGCUUCAUUCCCUUGAGUGUUCAAGUCUUCACAUUGCCACCACUCCUUGCUGUGCCCCAGCCAGGUCCUCUGUCCUUGGAGCUGCGUGUUGCCUCAGAUGGAAGCUAUACUUCCUUUCAGACACAGCUGGUGCCUCUGAGUGUUACCUCGGGACUGCUGUUCCCUUCUCAUUAUCAGCGUUUCACCCUCUACACAUUCACCUUUGUGGACUCCACUUAUCAAGAGAUGCUCUCUGGACUGGUGUACCUGCACUGCAGUGCUUCAGUGUGCCACAGAUCUGUACAGGAGUCCUGCACUACCACUUGUCCUGCUAUAGCCAGGGAUAAAAGGAGUGCUGAGCAUCCUCUUGAGGAUGGUGCCUCCCAUGUCUGCAGCAAAGGCCCUGUGAUUUUCCUCCAGGAUGAGAUAAGAUGGGACACAGCCAAGGAUGGCCUUGGAGCAGAUGUGAAUGCUGCAGCCCCCUGGGCUCUGGGGUUUGCUGCUGCAGCAACUGGGGCAGCUCUGUGCAUGGUGUUUGUGGCUGCUGUGCUGUGGUGCAGGAAGAGGUCUGUAAUGCAUGAAAUCGGUAUACUGCAGUUGUAG